AGGCGUGGCCCGCCAGCUGCAGCCCGCCGGGACUCCCGCCCCGGCCCCGCCACAGCCCGCCGACAUGCCGCCCCGCGCCCCGUGAGCCAGUGUGUGCCAUGCCCCGACGCGCCCCGCCGCCGCCGCCAGCACUGUGAGGCAGCAUGGCCGGCGCCGAGGGCCAGGACGCAGUGCGACACAGCCACAACUCUGCCUUCAGCGCCGUCGUCAGGAAGAGCUUCUCCUCAUUCUCUGUGGACGCCAUCCUGGCGCCAGACGCCAGGCCGCCCCGCGCCCCUGAGCACAUCCACGCUUCGCCCACGCCGCCCGUGGCCGAGAGUGACCGAGACGAGGAGGACGAGGAAGAGGAGACGCCCCGCGAGGAGUACGAGGAGGAGCGGGAGGUGCACGUGGACUCCGAGGAGGAAGUGGUGGAGGGCGACCCUCGCCUGGGUGAGGACGAGGACGAGGGCAGCCGCCGCGGUGAGGACACACUGCUGCGCCCCUGCGUGUUCCCUGCCCCGCGGGACAUGCCCCUCCACCAGAGCGCUCCGCACCCCUUCGUGCCCCCCAGCUUGCAGCCUGGCCUGUGGCCGCCCCUGCACCUGCUGCACCACCACCUGGCUCUAAGGGCCUUCACCAAGACGCCCGAGCCGCCGCGGUUCCACGGCCCCGUGAAGGUGCAGCUGAGGAAGCACAAGCCGAACCGCAAGCCGCGCACGCCCUUCACCACGCAGCAGCUGCUGUCGCUGGAGAAGAAGUUCCGGGAGAAGCAGUACCUCAGCAUCGCCGAGCGGGCCGAGUUCUCCGCCUCGCUCAGCCUCACCGAGACGCAGGUCAAGAUCUGGUUCCAGAACAGACGCGCCAAGGAAAAGAGACUGAAGGAGGCGGAGAUGGAGCGCCUGCGGUUCGCCUCCCGUCCCAUGGUGCAGCACAGCCCCCUGCUGCCCCCCGCCUCGCUCCUCCCGCACUUCCUCCUCACCCACUCCUUCCCGCACCUCCACCAGCCGGGAUUCGCCCCCUCCUCCUCUGGCAGCUAACAAACCCAUCCCCUCCCCUCCCAUCCCACCCACCACCACCACCACCACCACGACUCACGGUGACCACCCUCUCCCCUCCCACCCCCGAGCCUCCCCAGGUGCGACACUCACCUGAAGGGCGGCACGGCAGGGUCCAGCCUCAUUAACCCUUCCCCUGCCUCACCCUGCACCCUCACCCACUCACUCCUUCCUCUCCUGUCGCUCCCUCUCUCUCUCUCUCCUGAAGGAGGGCCAACAGAAAACGUAAUUGGGUAGUUCCUGAGAAGUUGUUUAUUUUUUAAUCGCGUUUUCUUCGAUGUGUUUUUUAGGGUAAACUCGUGUAUAAUUAUUGUUGUGUGUGUGUGUGUGUGUGUGUGUGUGUGUGUGUGUGUGUGUGUGUGUGUGUGUGUGUGUGUGUGUGUGUGUGUGUUUAUAGGUUUAAGACGUGUGAUUUUAAAUUGAACAGGACAGGAAUAAGACACAUUUUUAUUACUCUCUCUCUCUCUCUCUCUCUCUCUCUCUCUCUCUCUGGGUAUCUUACGUUCCUGAAUAAUUAAAUAAAAACAUGGCCACAGUUGGAAAUGCUUCAAAAAUAAAAAAAAAUAAAAAACAUGCAAAAGCGUUCACUGUUUCACGAAUCCUGUUUCACGAAUCCUGUUUCACUCGUGUUUCGUUUGACCGGAUCGUGUGUGUGUGUGUGUGUGCUGGCUUCAAGGUUUUACAUAUUAAGGAAUUAAAAAAAAAUGUAUAAAAUAAACAAGACAAAUUAA
Molecule: messenger RNA, 1768 nt
Organism: Portunus trituberculatus (swimming crab)
Lineage: Eukaryota; Metazoa; Arthropoda; Malacostraca; Decapoda; Portunidae
Product: homeobox protein MSX-2-like
Exons: 2
Coding region: 144-1019 (291 amino acids)
Biological process (GO): regulation of transcription by RNA polymerase II; embryonic morphogenesis
Cellular component (GO): nucleus
Molecular function (GO): DNA-binding transcription factor activity, RNA polymerase II-specific; RNA polymerase II transcription regulatory region sequence-specific DNA binding
Source: RefSeq, a predicted model, not a curated record